This is a messenger RNA of Colletotrichum orchidophilum, 1272 nucleotides long. RefSeq lists its product as uncharacterized. Lineage: Eukaryota; Fungi; Ascomycota; Sordariomycetes; Glomerellales; Glomerellaceae. Gene Ontology annotation, molecular function: guanyl-nucleotide exchange factor activity. The transcript has 3 exons. Gene Ontology annotation, cellular component: cytoplasm. The coding region runs from base 1 to 1272 and encodes 423 amino acids. The record is from RefSeq and is a predicted model, not a curated record.
AUGCCGUCAACGAAAGUCGCAUACGAUGCUCGCGCAGCCAACAGAAAGCGCCAAACGCACACAGCCGAGCGUCGACGACAACCCAAAAGACCAACACAGAUCCUCGACAUCAAUGUCUGGGGAAGCGGUGAAAACUGCGAGCUGGGCCUCGGCACCCGCAUCACCGGGGCCCCGAGACCUCGUGCGCAAACGUCUCUUCGGCCCUUCGAUAUUGUCCAGAUAUCUGCCGGCGGCAUGCAUUGCGCUGCCUUGACCAACAACGGCGAGGUCCUGACGUGGGGUGUCAACGACGACGGGGCACUGGGUCGAGUGAAGCCUCCAGAUGCACCGGAGGAAGGUCCCCAAGACAUGCUGGAUCCAUUUGAGAGCACACCUGGGUUAGUGCUAUUCAAAUACGACGUCGAUAUAGUCCAAGUCGCGACAACCAACAGUGCGUGCUUCACUCUCACAGCUCAGGGAAAUGUAUACGGCUGGGGUAGUUUUGCUGCAGGAGACGGCAACUUUGGCUUUCUUUACGAUAAGCCGCCUCAGACCAUCGAGCCUGAGCCCGUGCUCAUUCCCGGCCUUGAGAACAUCGUGGAACUAGCCGGCGGUGCGAACCACGUCCUGGCUCUCACCAAAGACGGCGAUGUCUUUGCCUGGGGCUCUGGCGAGCAAAACGAAUUGGGCAGACGCCUCCUGGCCCGUCGUCGCUUCGAAAGUCUCGUCCCCCAGCGCGUCGGCUUGCCCAGACACCGGACGGUCAAGGUGUUUGCGGGAUCGCACCACAGCUUCGCCAUUGACGUCCACGGCAAAGUUUGGGCCUUUGGACUGAACAACUUUGGCCAGUGCGGGAUCCCAACGCGCGAGGACACUGGCUUCACGACAAUCAUAACGCCAACAAUUGUCAAAAGCCUCGAGAAGCACUCUAUUCACCACAUGGCAUGUGGUCUUCACCAUUCCAUUGCUUGCACCGACAAAGGGGAAGUUUUGGUCUGGGGUCGGUGCGAUGAUGGACAAAUGGGCAUCGAUCUGAACAUCGUACCCCACGAUGACAUCAUCUUGGACUCGAGAGUGCAGAGCGCCGUGUUUGUGGCGGCAGGGAUCGACAAUUGCUUCGCAGUUUCUCGACAUGGCGAAGUGCUUGCUUGGGGAUUCUCGGCCAGUUAUAAUACCGGACUCGGGACCACUGAUACUGUAGGGGAACCGACCGAAAUACGUCGCAGCGGUGCCCUCACGUUCGUCGAUGCGGGCGGCCAAUUCGGGGUCUCAGCAGGGCCGCGGUUGCGUUGA